AUGAAGACCCGUCGUCGUCAACGUCUCCGUGGCAUUCUGCACCUACUGCUGUCGGACAUCCAUCUUCUAGAAUACCUUUUCUGCUCCCGACUUUGUAACGACCAAUCCGUGUACAACUCGGCAGUCUACUGGACAAGACUUAGUGCGACUAUGCAGCAUUGUGAAAGGAAUGCUAUGUACUCUUGGAAGAGUUCGAAAAAAAAGAUCCUUUUUGUGGCUUGGAAGAUGCCUUGCAUAAUGACGAUCACGAAGCGAAACUACACUACUCAGACUGGUCUACUACAGCGAUUUUCUGCAUACCCAAUGGAUGACAUGUAUGAUCCUUACGUACCGCAGUACGUAAAUUGCUCGCGCUCUGGAAAAUCUUCUCCCGUAUCGGAGGACGACUUAUUUGAAGAACAACCGAGCAGGCCUUAUGAGGAACUAGUGUCUCGCAAGCGCAGUGAAUUACCGGAAACAAACGGGACCUCUGCUUCGUCGUUGCACAUGCGCUCGAACAAGCACGACCACUACCUGCAUCUACUGGAUUUCUACCGUCACUUUUUCCUCAAUGCAUGUGAUCCCAUCCACAUCAUUCAACAUUACGCAUAUCGACAAUCCGGCAAAAAGGGCAAGAACAAAAGCCUGAAAGACCUUCCCGAAUCAAUGGUCACUUUCCUCAUAGAUUUCGUCCUUGAUGCAAUGGGAUUGUUCGGCGAUGAACUCCUUUUACCACCCGCAGAUUGCGCUAGAAUUCACGGAAGGUACUGGGCUGCUCUGGGCGAGACGGAGUCUCAAAGAAGAAAAAGGUUCGAUGCGCUAUCCGAAGCGCGAACAGACUGGAGUACGCAUGCACGCGAAGCCCUUUGCAGAGCAUUAGCCGACAUUCGUCAAUAUGAAUUCGAUGCAGCACGCCUGACGCUCAUGCCGCCCAAGAAAAAAAGAGUAAUAACGACGGAAGAAGGCACAACGAUCGAGAAAACGGAAGUCCGUGAGUCGCCUGAGGAAGAUUGAUCCCUUUUUUGUGUUUUCGCUCACAGAUGUAUGAUCUUCUUGUUGCGAGAGCUUUGAUGUUGAUUUUCUGUUCUUGAGAGUAGAUCUUUCUUUUUUGCUCAGGAAUGUAUAAUUUUGCUGCUGCGAUUCUGUUGUUACGAGUUUCCUUAUCAUUUGUUAUGGUUUUGUCGUUGAGUUAACCUAAGAUGAAUAAAUCUCUGUUGA
Molecule: messenger RNA, 1197 nt
Organism: Cylicocyclus nassatus
Lineage: Eukaryota; Metazoa; Nematoda; Chromadorea; Rhabditida; Strongylidae
Source: the annotation of a GenBank genome assembly